Peromyscus leucopus (white-footed mouse) is the source of this 14137-nucleotide messenger RNA. RefSeq names its product unc-13 homolog B (gene Unc13b). Gene Ontology annotation, cellular component: presynaptic active zone cytoplasmic component; presynaptic membrane; terminal bouton. Gene Ontology annotation, biological process: neuromuscular junction development; dense core granule priming; presynaptic dense core vesicle exocytosis. Gene Ontology annotation, molecular function: diacylglycerol binding; phospholipid binding; calmodulin binding. Lineage: Eukaryota; Metazoa; Chordata; Mammalia; Rodentia; Cricetidae. The record is from RefSeq and is a predicted model, not a curated record.
AAGAGGGAGCGGCCCGGCGCUGAGGUGCGGCGGAGGCUGGUCCGCGCCUCGGCCAUGUCGCUGCUGUGCGUGCGUGUCAAAAGAGCCAAAUUCCAGGGUUCACCAGAUAAAUUUAACACAUACGUGACCCUGAAAGUCCAGAAUGUGAAGAGCACAACGGUAGCAGUUCGUGGUGAUCAGCCUUCCUGGGAACAAGAUUUCAUGUUUGAGAUCAGUCGUCUGGACCUGGGCCUAAGUGUGGAGGUGUGGAACAAAGGACUGAUAUGGGACACAAUGGUGGGGACCGUGUGGAUUGCACUGAAGUCUAUUCGUCAGUCGGAUGAGGAAGGACCUGGGGAGUGGUCUACACUGGAGGCAGAGACAUUAAUGAAAGAUGAUGAGAUCUGUGGAACUAAAAACCCAACUCCUCAUAAAAUUUUGCUUGAUACAAGAUUUGAAUUGCCUUUUGACAUCCCAGAGGAGGAAGCCAGAUACUGGACCUACAAAUUGGAGCAAAUCAAUGCCUUGGCAGAUGAUAAUGAGUAUUCUAGUCAAGAAGAAAGCCAGAGGAAGCCGUUGCCCACUGCUGCCGCCCAGUGUUCCUUUGAGGACCCUGAUAGUGCUGUUGAUGACCGAGACAGUGACUAUCGCAGUGAGACCAGCAAUAGCAUCCCACCUCCUUACCAUACAACUACCCAGCCCAAUGCUUCUGUGCACCAGUUCCCUGUGCCAGUGCGAUUGCCACAACAGCUGUUUCUUCAAGGCAGUUCCCGGGACUCUUGCAAUGAUUCUAUGCAGAGUUAUGACUUUGAUUAUCCAGAGCGUCGGGCCCUCAGAUAUCCUCACAAAUAUAACACAAUAGAUAGGCGGAGAAAAAAAUUCUUAUACAGUAAUUCUGAAGAUAAUGAAAGAUGGCAUUAUAAUACCAAGAUUAAUUACAGAUGUGCAUAUCCUGAUACUGAGAAUUCUGGCCAUUGUCGUGUUGAAAAGAAGAAACUAAACUAUCCAGUUUUGUGCCCUUACAAAAAUGAAUUUGUGAAAAGCAGCACCUGGAACACAAACUUGGAAAGCCAUGAUUGUGGUCUGCCCUUUUGCUUAAGGAACCAUGGAAACUCAUCUGGCUCUAACAACUCUGUCACUGAUUUUACUCCAUUAGAUAUUCUUGAAGAUUCUACCAGCAGUACUUCUGAAGAACUUCUAGAUUCCCCCAUUUCUGAUGAGCAGGAAACUAUGUCACCAACAUGGCAUCCAUCCAAUGUCCACCAUAUGAGAGACUUUUCUGAAGAAUAUUAUGUGGCACAUUCAGCAUUGCCAUUACAAACAUUGAACUCUGAUGCAAAUGUCGUUGGAGAUUUGUCCAAAUGCUCCAUGGAAGAUAUGGCCCCUUCCUCUAUUGAGGGACCCAAAGAGAAUUACAUUGACACGAUGGACCAGCUUCAGUGUUUGGUAGAAACAGUGUCAGAAUAUUUAGCAGAGAAGGAAGAAGAGAUUAAUAGAUUUGGUUCCCUUCCCAAAACUAGAAAACUACAUGAACACAACAUUGCUGUUGAUAAUGCAGAACGGAAAACACCUGAGAAUCAAACACCACCUUUAGCUGUGACCCAGAAUGCCAAGGCCAAGGCUGUAGUAGCUUUCCCUGAGCUGAAUGGAGUAAAAUGUGCUGUUGGUUCUUUAUUCAGUUCACUAACAGAAAAGGUAGGUUCAGGCACAAAGCAUCUUACAACCUCUGUGGAAAAACUGGUUCAUUUAGUUCCAGAGAAAACAGAAACUCUUAAUCAGAUAGAGGCAGUUAAUUUGGGAACCAGCCUACAUGCCAACUCAGUAUUCGAGACGCAUCUUUCUGCGCAGUCUUUAUUAUCCCCCCAAACAAUGGAUGAUAAGGAUGCUGACAGACACUGCAAACCCUCUGAGAAUGAGCACCUGGGUGAGAGGACUAAAGGAGUAAGCUUCCAGGACAGCACAGAAACUGUGAGGACGGACUCAGCUCCACAGAGUCAGAGUUCAGUUAUGAAGUCUGUUUUCAGCAUGCUGAAUCCGUUAAAGAUAUUUUCUGAGAAAGAGGAAACCAAAAAUGCAGGCCAUAGCAAAGCACUGAGUAGGGAAAACUUUGUUGGGUGUGGUUCAGAGUCAAAUCAAAAGGAGGGCAACCAGAGUAGUAGUCUUGUUGCUGUAAGUACAAGUAAAAGAGAAACUACAGAUCUCCAAACACAAGUGAGGGAAGAUUUGCUGUCCUUACAAGUGGUCCACGAAUCUUCAAACAUAGCUAGUAGUACAAGUGAGAAAGGUGAUAUUGGGAAUCAACUGGAAGGAAAACCUUCUGUAGAUCUUCCUCUGUUACAAGACCAACCAAAACUAAGUGCCAGCGAUACUUGGGAACAUCUUGGUGUAUCUGGUCGUACCCUUGCAAAUCAAGAGCUUGCUGCAAAGCCGUUAGAGGAAGACAAAGUUACCAGUGAUGAUGAUUUCCUUGAGCCACUCAGAAGAUCAUUUAGUCAGUUUCUGUUUACUUCUCCUGAGACCUGUCAAAAGGAAACUUUGUCAGAAUCUGUAAAAAUCCUUAAGCCGGAGGAAGAUGGACAGAAAAAGGGUGCUAAGAAAGAUGGACAUUCAUUUUCAUUUAGCGGAAGACUGCGUAUUCCAUUUUUCAGUGUCCUUAGCCAUUCUGAAAAGCAUCAAGACGUAAAAGAGAAAGAAAGCGUUUUUCCCUUAUUUAAAUUUCCUCUUACUGACAAUCAUGACACUGCUAAUAACCAGAGUUUUCAGAGCUCAGUAGCAACCACUGGUAAAGAGAUCCUACAAAAUAGCCACAUGGACACCAGACUUAGUUCAGUAAAAUUUAGUCCAUUUCUAGAUAUUCAUAAUGAUCUAGAAAAAUUGGGUAGUACUGAGGAAUUCAAUAAGGAUGACCAAAUAAAUUGUCCUGAAGAUGUUGAACUUAAUUCAUUAAAAUCUAAUUCAUUUUCAAAUGUUCAUAAUGACCCAGAGAAAUUUAACAGCAUAGAGGAAUUUAAUAAGAGUGACCAGAUACAUUGUUCUGAAGAUGAAAAACAUCAUAUAAUGAGGUCUGACUCACCCUCUAAUAUUAAUAGUGAUUUUGGGAAAUUUAGGAGUUUAGAGGAAUUGAACCCAAGUAGCCAUGUGGCAGUAGAGCACCAUGAAAGAGCUGACCCUGAAGUUGUGCCUAAAGAACACAUAACUUUAGAGCUCUCAGAAGAAUUUGAGAAUCUUGCACAAAUGGCAUUUCCCUUGAUGCCAGACUCUUCACUGGAGCUUACUUCUGCCGUUUCAAAAUCCACAUUAGUUAAUGACAUUAAUGACGACAAAGUCGAAGAUAAAACUUCUAAAAAGGAAACCCAAAGAGGCUUCCUUUCUGGCCUUUUAAACAGGUUUACUUUUCUAGAAAACAUGCCUAGUCAACAGGAAUUCAAUCUGAAAAAUGACUGUUCCCAUCACAAGAAUAGUGCCUCAAGCCCAUUACUCUCUGGAAUAUUUAAUUUGAUAUCAAACAGCAGUGCAAACGAUUAUAAUCCAAAUGAAGUAAAGCUCAAGUCUUUAGAUGAGACAAAAAAUUUGGAUGGAAGUAAGCACUUAUCCACAGAUGAAGUCCCUGUUGAUUCAUGUAUGACUUCUGAGAACCAGAGGAGCCAGGUUGAAAACAAUGAAACUUCUAGCUUCAUAAAAAGUUCUUUAUCAUUAUUGAAAGAAAUCAUCCCAUCAUCUGAUGGUUGGGUUGAUAAUCAUCUGUGCCCUCCUACAUGGAAAAACCAGGAUAAUGAAAAACAUCACUCUUCUUCUGAGAACAUACUCCAUUGUACUGAACAGGGUCUCUUAGAGAAAUCUUUGGCUAACAGGCCAACACCAAAUCAUAUUGUUGAAGUAAAAGUUCAUGAAAGGUCAAACAAGUUAAGUUCACCAGUACUAAAUACUAACGUUUUAAAUAAGUCAAACCAUUAUCAAGGUUUUGAUGAGGACUGUUUUCAGUGGGAUCCUGAUAUAAAAGACUUCUCCAAAAACUCCAGAGAACUUCAACCAGUUUAUCAUUUGUUGAAUCAAAAUAUGUUUCCAUCAGCAGAUGCUUUCUUGUGGCCUGACUCAGAAAAUCCAGUAAUAAAUUUGUGCCAAAAAGAUCAAAAUGCAAAUAUCUUUGAGUGGGGCACAAAUCCAAACAGUGUCAUUUCAUGUGACUUACCAUAUGAAUCAUCGGACCAGUUAGCAUUUAAUGAAGGUUACUUAUUAAGAGGUGAUAUGUGGGCAGCUAACUCAUUAUAUGGAAACUCUGGUUAUCUUCCAACUAAUGAGACCAAGAAUUCACUAGAAGAAUUGCCCAUUGAUUUAAGUUACUCUUCAGAUUAUGAGAAAAUUAUGUACUCUCUACUGGAGCAAGAAUCAUUAAGAAUGGAUGAAAACUAUAUCUUUUCAAGUUUUGGUUAUGAGUAUCAGGAGUGGUUAUCAUGUCUUGAAAAUGGAGUUUGGUGUCCCUCAGAGGAUGGGAAUUAUGGAUAUUAUAUGUUUCAUGAUGGUCAGUACAUAUACUCUCUCCUCACUGAUUCUACUGGGCAGUAUGUAUAUUUAUUUAUACCUGAUUAUUAUUAUCAUGAAUAUUUGAAUUAUAAUUUAGAAACAGAUGAUCUUCCAAGUAUUGUGUUAGAUGACAGCAUUAUUUCUGCCUAUAGUUUUAAAGUUCUUGACAAGGAAGAUGAUAUAGUAUGGUAUGUUGAAGAAGAAGAACCAUUUGAAGAUCCACUUGAUUUAUCUGUAACUUUGCCAAGAAGUGAGAGGUCAUUGUAUGUAAAUCUAGAAACCUUUUCUCAAGUACUUGAAUCAAGUUUUGACCAAAGGGAUAAACCAUUAGAUUUUUCAGGCUAUAAUUCUCAAAAAUUUAAAAGAGAUUUUAGAUCUUUCAUAGAGAGAUCCCAUGGUUUGGAAGACUUUGAGUGUAUAUUAGAUCUCAGAAACAAACCUGGAACUAUGAGCAAUCAUGUCAUAAAUAGAGGCCAAAUUAGAGAGAGAGAGAUGAACUGGCCUUUAGUUAAAAAGUCAUCAGCUCAUCUUUCCAGGUUCCAUUUGCUUCAGCCAUCUUCUGAAGAAACUUCCUCUUUAAUCCAUCCUGAAAGUAUUACUAAGAGUUCACAAAAAGAAGAAACAUCAUCAGCGAACAAACUGACACCUGUAUUUUCUGUUUUGGGUGCCUUAAUUAGAAGUACUUUGAAUUUUGACAAGAGUGAAUCUGUAGAAGCUUUGGUUAUACAGAAAAUAGAUCAGCAGUCAGAGUUAGCUGAGCCUGUAUGUGAUGGUCCUCAGCCAUUAAUCUUGAGUAAGCAAUUAUCGUGUAACUCCCCAAAGGAGGAAGAAAGUCAUCCUGAGGGUUUGGAGAAGCUGAUAGUACCCAGUGUUAAGCAACCAGAGUUUACUGACAACGUAAGGCAAGAAUUCCCUUUCCGUAAAAAUGAUCAUACGGAAAAAGAAAGUUUAUUAAAGUCAGAUUUUCAAGUAAGCCGAACAACUCUUAAAGAUAAAACAGUUGUAGAUGAUGUUAAAAUUAUCACAGCAAAGUCUAUUUCAGAUCCUCUUGCACCACAGCUUAGUAGGGAUGAACAUAAGACUUGUGAACUGCAGGACCAGUCUUCCAAAGAGUCUGAGAGAACUUUGCUGAAGAGUGCAUUGAAACUCUUUCGUUGGGAAGAACCAUCUUCAGGAAGUACAGUGACAAAUGAAAAACAGGCACCUGGAAUUUUGAACCUUUUUAAAACCCAAGUGAAUAAGGAAGAAUCGUCAAACUUGGAAAAGAAUGGUGAUAAAGGUGGAAAGAUUUCAUCUCAGGAAAAGAAAGAAUCUUCUGGCGUUUCAAAUUUUUUUGGUACCCUUGGGGAUUUCUUUAAAACCAAUGUUUCUCCCAUACAGACAACUGAAAAUCGGCCUGUCUCUUCAGUGACUGAUGAGCACAAUGACAGGUCAAGUCCUAAUCCAGUGCGUCUAUUGCAUCAGGAUACUGGAAAUUCUCUUCCUAUAUCAGUUUCCUCAAAGAAGAAGGUUAGGAUUAGAAGUCUGAACAAACAGACUACUAUUGAUGACAGUGGGCUAAGUGAGUCAUCAACCAGGGAGAUGCAGAGCAAUGGUCUGAAUGAAGAAGAGGUACCUUUGAGAGAACAUCCGGUGCAGCAGUCAGCAAGUCCAUCUAUCUCAACAGGUAGUCCUGUAGAGUCUCCCAGAGGCUAUUCAAAAGGAUCUGGGGCCAUAUCUGUAGGAACAGAAGUUCCGAGGAAUAAUAAAAAGUCUUUUGAUGCUCUGAGCAGAAGAAAUACAAACGAACAGGAUUGUUUAUCUAACAAAGAAUUGAAAUUUUCAGCUGCUACAUCUCCAUCCCAACAAGAGCUUCCAACCAGGAAGACUAUAUUUUCUUUCUUAACUGGAUCUGAAAAGUCUGAAAACAAAGCCCCUGCAGCUCUCCCAAGGGCCAAAUCUCAAGCAGAAGGGCUAUUCACACUUCCUUCCUUUUUCUCCACCGCUAACUUAAGCAUCAAGAAGGAUAUCCCUCGAAACAGCUCUGCUUUCAGUUUAUUUAACUUGUCAUUUUUGGAUGAGAAGCAGCAGACCUCUGAGGAGAAGCAAAGCCUUUCAGCUGUUGCUCCAGUGACUGCCCAGCCCUGUAAGCAGCCAGUUGUUUCUGUGGACAUUGGAGAUACAAUGAAGGGAGGUUGUAAUGGUCAUAAAGAAAGCAUAGGCCAGAAAGUAGCUCAUGAAGAGCAAAUGGGUCCUGGUUUAUCCAUUGACAGCACCACUGAGCUUACUACCUCCCUUGCAGAUGAGCGUGUAGAGAAAACACAGGAAAAAGUGGGUUCCAGUCAGGAAGGAGCAGAAAGAGCUACUGCUUCUGAUUUUCAAGGGAAUCAGUUGCCAGACAACAUUGUUCCUCCUUUACCAGAAUCUCAGGAACAAGUCCCGGGGGUAGCUCCUCAUGAAGAAGAGGCUUCCCACCAGGAAACUUUCCCCAAGGACUUAGAGGCAAAGCCUUUUCCCCAUGAUAAUGGUUUGAUUGAAAAACUCAAUGAUUUAGAUGUUUGUACUGAACACCAAAAUGACAGAUUUACCAAUGACCCAUUGAACUUGCCACUGGGAAAUGCCUCUGACAGUUUCUCAACACAAACCCUGGAUUCACCCUCUACUUCUCUAGAGUCAGGGCAUGCAGGGCUCCUCCAGAACCCAGAUACAGAUAAAUUAGAAGACAGAUCUACAGUAUUGGGCUCCAAAGUAGAAAUGCUUUCAGGGUUUGUGACCAAAGUAAAAUCUUUUUCUGGGUGCUUAAUUGAACAGCCCAAGACUUUUUCUGGACUUUUUUCUACUCCUAAAUCUGCAAAGAAAAAUUCCUUUUUUUCUUUUUCCUCCAAUGCACCAUCUCAGCCCCUCAAAAGUGAGUUGUUUGGAAUUUUUAGAAGUCCCAAACCAGAGACACGUAAACAAGAACCAUCUGUACCUACUUCAUGCCUUCAAAGUGGUUCUCCCAGAGACACUGUAGGAUCAGUACCUCCAGAAAGCUUGCAUAGACAAGCUGCCUCUACAGGACUGAAUUCAGAAUCUGUACUCAGCAGCUGUAGCAUGACUGUGGUUGGUGCAAAGACAGAAUCAGAUACCUUGACAGAUAACUCUAAACUAACACCUGAAAUGGAGAAAAAUAACAUUUCUGAAAAUAUUUCAGAACCCCCAAGUUUUGAAGCACUUGCUACAUCUUCUGUCUCAGAGGAUGAUAUGGGGCAAGGAAUGUUAUCUUUGAGUGAUGAAGGAGACAUGGGGAUGUUGCAGGGCACAGACACAGAGGCAUCAUUAGAAGCAGAGCAUAGUCUUCCUUCAACACAGCUACAGCCAGAUCCUGCCUGUAUUGCUGAAGAGAUUCCCCCUUCAAGCCAGCCACCUCUUGGACCAGAACCAGAACCAGAGCCAGAGCCAGAGCCAGAGAUCCAGACGACUGGCACAAACCAAGAGUUCUUGGGGCUUGCAAGCACUUCUCUAGAAACUUCACUGUUUGAUGAGGCAGGAGUCAGUGGGAAUACCACACUGGAAACACAAGAGGAUCUUUCUUGUCCUUUGCAAGAGGAAUCUGUGCUUUGUGCCAAAGAAUGUUCUGAUAUACUUCAUGCCCAAAAAGAUCCACCUGAAGCCCCACAGGAAACAGAGCAGGCAAGGCCUCAUUUUGAGAUCUCAAACAUGGCCAGUUGGCCAAAGUUUCACUUGCCAUCCACUCCUUCUGACCAUGGGAAGACACUGAGUUCCAUUUUUAAUCCCUCUUGCUCAUCUGGCAUGGCAGCAGAAACUGGGUUAAUGUCAGGUUUUAAGAAGUUGUCCAGUCUGUUUGAAGGAGCAAGUGAGGGGAAAGGGGGUAUUCUGGGAAAUGAUUCAAAACUAGUGUUUGGAAAGAAACUGGAUCUUUCUUUUCCAUGGUCAAAAGAAAAUAAAGGAGACUCUGAGAAAAUGCCUACAGACUCUUCUCCUCCAGUUUUGGUUGUUAGCAGGGAUCAAGACCUUAUCCUCAGCAAGGCAAACAAAGUUUUGGAGUCUUCUCAAAUGCCUAGUGCUAGUCCUGAGUCAGCUGACAUCUAUACUCAGCCCUCUGAGACCACUGAACAAUUGGAGGCCAAGCCAAGUGACUAUGCUCAUGGGCUUUCAAGAUCUGGUGAAGUGGAAAGGCAGCUGGAAAUUCCAGCAUCUGGAGAACACUGGGGUGCAAACAGCAAUCUGUCUGGAUCUGCAUGUCCUUCAGAGAAACACAAGGAAGAGCACUGCAAUAUCUCUGGGCUACUUCAGACAGAAAAGCAAGAAGAGGAGAUGUCUGCUAACACUGGUUCUGUUUUGAAUGUGGGGCAGCUAGUCAUUCUGGAGGAUGUCAAGGACCCAGUGACCAACAAAAGCCCUACCAGCAGUAGUAGGUAUGGCUCCUCCUGUAAUGUGAGUCAAGGAAGCUCUCUGCUGAGUGAACUAGACCAGUAUCAUGAGCAAGAUGAUGAUCGUCGGGAGAGGGACUCCAUUCAUUCUAGCCAUAGCUAUGGCAGCCUCUCCAAAGAUGGCCAGGUUGUUUUGGGAGAACAAGAGAAAGCCUUGGACGUGACAUAUGAAUUGGAAAAGGAGAAAACAAAUGAAUCCAAGGAUGUGAGAAAAGAUGCCACAACCCACCCUCCUCCAGAUCUGGUGCUACACAAGGAUCACGUCCUAGGACCCCAGGAGAGUCUUCCCGAGGAGAAUGCAUCUUCACCAUUUACCCAAGCCAGAGCACACUGGAUCCGAGCAGUUACCAAGGUCCGACUCCAGCUGCAGGAGAUUUCAGAUGAUGGUGACUCCUCUUUGCCUCAGUGGCUCCCAGAAGGGCCAGCUGGAGGGCUCUAUGGCAUUGACAGCAUGCCAGAUCUACGACGAAAGAAGCCACUGCCCCUUGUCAGUGAUCUGUCACUGGUUCAGUCACGGAAAGCGGGGAUUACUUCUGCAAUGGCUACACGGACCUCUCUCAAGGAUGAAGAAUUGAAAUCGCAUGUGUACAAGAAAGCUCUGCAGGCCUUAAUCUACCCCAUCUCGUGUACCACACCCCACAACUUUGAGGUCUGGUCGGCCACCACUCCUACCUACUGCUAUGAGUGUGAAGGUAUGCUCUGGGGCCUUGCCCGGCAAGGCAUGCGCUGCAGUGAGUGUGGAGUCAAGUGCCAUGAGAAGUGCCAGGAUCUGCUCAAUGCCGAUUGCCUACAACGGGCUGCUGAAAAGAGCUCUAAACAUGGGGCCGAGGACAGGACGCAGAACAUUAUCAUGGCCAUGAAGGACCGGAUGAAGAUCCGAGAACGGAAUAAACCAGAGAUCUUUGAGGUUAUCCGAGAUGUCUUCACAGUGAGCAAAGUUGCCCACGUACAGCAGAUGAAAACAGUAAAGCAGAGCGUCCUGGACGGCACCUCCAAAUGGUCAGCCAAAAUUACCAUCACUGUGGUUUGUGCCCAGGGCCUACAAGCCAAAGAUAAGACAGGAUCCAGUGACCCUUAUGUGACUGUGCAAGUUGGGAAAACCAAGAAGCGCACCAAAACCAUUUUUGGAAAUUUGAAUCCUGUUUGGGAGGAGAAGUUCCAUUUUGAGUGCCACAACUCUUCUGAUCGCAUAAAGGUACGUGUGUGGGAUGAGGAUGACGACAUCAAAUCCAGAGUCAAACAGCGCCUCAAGCGGGAGUCUGACGAUUUCCUUGGCCAAACCAUCAUUGAGGUUCGGACACUGAGUGGAGAGAUGGAUGUCUGGUACAAUCUGGAGAAGAGGACGGACAAGUCAGCUGUCUCAGGGGCUAUCCGCCUACAAAUCAAUGUGGAGAUCAAGGGAGAGGAGAAGGUCGCCCCGUACCAUGUACAAUAUACAUGUCUCCAUGAGAACCUUUUUCAUUACCUCACAGACAUUCAGGGCAGUGGAGGAGUCUGGAUCCCAGAGGCUCGGGGUGAUGAUGCAUGGAAGGUGUACUUUGAUGAGACAGCCCAAGAAAUUGUGGAUGAAUUUGCCAUGCGCUAUGGCAUCGAGUCCAUAUAUCAGGCCAUGACGCAUUUUGCGUGCUUAUCGUCCAAGUACAUGUGUCCAGGAGUCCCAGCAGUGAUGAGCACCUUACUGGCCAACAUCAAUGCCUAUUAUGCUCACACAACUGCCUCUACUAAUGUCUCUGCAUCGGAUCGUUUCUCGGCCUCCAAUUUUGGUAAAGAGAGAUUUGUGAAACUGCUGGAUCAACUACACAACUCCCUGAGGAUAGACCUCUCUACAUACAGGAAUAACUUCCCUGCUGGGAGCCCUGAACGGCUUCAAGAUUUAAAGUCUACAGUGGAUUUGCUGACCAGCAUUACUUUCUUCAGGAUGAAGGUGCAAGAACUGCAGAGCCCCCCAAGAGCCAGCCAGGUGGUAAAGGAUUGUGUGAAAGCCUGCCUGAACUCUACAUAUGAAUAUAUCUUCAACAACUGCCAUGACCUCUACAGUCGCCAGUACCAGCUGCAGGAGCAACCCCUAGAGGAGCCAGGGCCCAGCAUUCGGAACCUGGAUUUCUGGCCCAAACUUAUCACACUCAUUGUGUCAAUCAUAGAAGAGGAUAAGAAUUCCUAUACACCGGUUCUGAACCAGUUUCCUCAGGAGCUGAAUGUAGGAAAAGUCAGUGCAGAAGUGAUGUGGCAUCUGUUUGCACAAGACAUGAAGUAUGCAUUGGAGGAACAUGAGAAGGACCGGCUGUGUAAGAGUGCUGACUACAUGAACCUGCACUUCAAGGUGAAGUGGCUCCACAAUGAAUACGUGCGGGAUCUGCCUGCCCUCCAGGGACAGGUGCCUGAGUACCCAGCGUGGUUUGAGCAGUUUGUGCUUCAGUGGCUAGAUGAGAAUGAAGAUGUGUCCCUGGAGUUCCUGCGUGGGGCCCUGGAGCGAGACAAGAAGGAUGGGUUCCAGCAGACAUCAGAGCACGCACUCUUUUCCUGUUCCGUGGUGGACGUCUUUACGCAACUCAAUCAGAGCUUUGAGAUCAUCCGGAAAUUGGAAUGCCCAGACCCCAGCAUCCUUGCCCACUACAUGAGAAGGUUUGCUAAGACCAUUGGGAAAGUGCUGAUGCAGUAUGCAGACAUCUUAUCGACGAACUUCCCAGCCUACUGCACAAAGGAGAAACUGCCCUGCAUCCUGAUGAACAACAUGCAGCAACUGAGGGUCCAGCUGGAGAAAAUGUUUGAGGCCAUGGGAGGCAAAGAGCUGGACUCGGAAGCUUCAGACAGUCUGAAGGAGCUGCAGGUGAAACUGAAUACAGUUCUGGAUGAGCUCAGCAUGGUGUUUGGAAACAGCUUCCAGGUGCGGAUUGAUGAGUGUGUUCGACAAAUGGCUGACAUCCUGGGCCAAGUUCGGGGCACGGGAAAUGCAUCCCCCAACGCCAGGGCCUCAGUGGCUCAGGAUGCAGAUAGUGUACUGCGACCUCUCAUGGAUUUCCUGGAUGGCAACCUCACGCUCUUUGCCACUGUGUGUGAGAAGACGGUUUUGAAGCGAGUCCUGAAGGAGCUCUGGCGGGUGGUGAUGAACACCAUGGAAAGAGUGAUCGUCCUGCCUCCACUCACUGACCAGACAGGCACCCAGCUGAUUUUAACUGCUGCCAAGGAGCUGAGCCAGCUUUCCAAACUCAAGGACCACAUGGUACGAGAGGAAACACGGAAUCUCACUCCAAAGCAGUGUGCCGUCCUUGACCUGGCUUUGGAUACCAUCAAGCAAUACUUCCAUGCAGGAGGCAAUGGUCUGAAGAAAACAUUCCUGGAGAAGAGCCCAGACCUGCAGUCUCUACGUUAUGCCCUGUCUCUGUACACGCAGACUACAGACACUCUCAUCAAGACAUUUGUGCGCUCACAGACUGCCCAGGGGGCUGGUGUGGAUGAUCCUGUGGGAGAAGUUUCCAUUCAGGUGGACUUAUUUACACACCCUGGCACUGGGGAGCAUAAGGUCACAGUGAAAGUGGUAGCAGCCAAUGACCUCAAGUGGCAGACAGCGGGUAUGUUCCGGCCUUUUGUGGAAGUGACCAUGGUUGGCCCACACCAAAGUGAUAAGAAGAGGAAGUUCACAACCAAAUCUAAAAGCAACAACUGGACUCCCAAGUACAAUGAGACAUUCCACUUCCUCCUGGGAAAUGAAGAGGGUCCAGAGGCCUAUGAGUUACAGAUCUGUGUGAAGGAUUACUGCUUUGCCCGGGAGGAUCGUGUGAUAGGACUGGCAGUGAUGCCCCUGAGGGAUGUGGCAGCCAAGGGCAGCUGUGCCUGCUGGUGCCCAUUGGGCCGGAAGAUCCACAUGGAUGAGACAGGCAUGACCAUCCUCCGGAUUCUGUCUCAGAGGAGCAAUGAUGAGGUCGCUCGAGAGUUCGUCAAGCUCAAAUCAGAGUCUCGUUCCACAGAAGAAGGGAGUUGAACAUCCAGACAACACCCGCUGCACAGAUUAGUCAGGGAGAGUUAGCUGUGUAGCCGGCAUAGAGUCCUUGUAGUCCAAAGGCUGACUCUCCCAGUUAAGGAUGUUCAAGGAGAAUCUUGGGGUAGUAAGACUGUGGCUUUUCAGAGAAAAAGUCAUGAACCCCCAGCCAGUAGGUCUGUGGUGCUAGAAGCUGGGCUGUGGAGCUACUUCCUGGAGAGAUUUUUCCAUAAAUAGAGAGGGACAGACAUUUCUAAGAAUGUCAGCUAUUCUUGGUAGACAACUGUCCAUUUCACCUCCCACUUCUACCCUUCUCUAAACCACACUUUGUCCAGUUAGAUGCUUACAUGCUUAUCAUUAGAAGAUGUUUAGAAGGCCUAGAACUUGUACCUGGCUGACCUGCUGAUAUUCCUGAGCUCCGAGGUCCAUAUCAGAGAUUAGCCAGAGCAGAAGUGCACAGACUGGAAUUCACUGCCACUUGAGCAGCAGAACUGGUUUGUGUGGAUCCAAUGAGAACAAGGCUUGGGAGCUGAACAAGAUACCUUCUGUAAAGGAGUUGGCUAAUUUCCUUAGCUCAGACUAUCUGUUGUGAGUCAAAGAAGGUUCACAUGGUGCUUUGGAGCCCUGAGCAGAAUAGUUCCUUGGAAUCCAGGCACCAGGGGUCUCAGCUGCCUAGAGUACUCCCAGCUCCCUACUCCUGUCAGCAGGGAGUGAUGCCUAGAACACACACACAAUUCUUCUAUCAUAGACUUGAGGGCUAACUAAGGAUCCAAGGAUAUUUUCUUGAGUAGUCCCUGAACAAAGCCAAAAAUCAUGGAAAACUACCUAGAAAGAGCUGUCCUCACCUGUGGCCACAACCUUCUGGCUGUCCUCCUUGAAGAAAACAUCUAGUCCUUGGCCUUCCUCCUUCUCUUUGAGACCAGCUGCUGUUCCCCUUGGAUUGGUCAAGCAUAAAGGAGGAGCUUGGACUCUCAUUCCUCUGUAUGAGCUGGAUGGAGGGUAACCUCAGCACUCGCUGGAAGGUCAGGGACAGACUUUCAGAGGGUCAGAUGAGUUUCCUGGACCUUGCUCAGAGAUGUGACUUGUUCCUUGGAUUUCCUGCUAGUAGCCUCCUGAAAUUGCUGAGGACUCAACAUUGUACAACAGCCAACACAUGAAACAAACCAAGCAUUUUUGCUGUUUUUAACUAUUAUAUGUGCCAUUGUUACAGGAAAUUAUAGGCUAGACUGUAAUAAAUUAUCUUAUAGCA